AUGACACAUUCCGGAUAUCGCACAAAAUAUACUGAUUUAGACAAGUCAUUCAGCAGAAGGAGGAAAAGAAUUUCGUCCUCAGAGAUUAUUGAGGAUCAUUUACACUUAUCUAGCGAGGCCAAAGUAUUUUUCAUAUUGGAACUGGGACACGACAGCCUUGGAAUGAAUUGCUCAAACAUUGGCGACUACUUAGAUGUUGCAUCUGCUUAUGACCGGUGGAAGGAUGGCAAGACUUUGAUGAUGCCAGAAUGCAGGAUCGAGAACAGCCGGUCAUUCGACAUGGGUUUCGACCGGUUCCCAAGCCAACCGGUGUCAGACUCAUUGGAUAUGGGGUUCCCUCUGUCCAAUACUAACUGGUCUUCAAUUGCCACACCUAUAUCCGAGUUGGACAUGGGAUUUCCACCUGGCCAUGCAUUCAAUACCGAUGAUUUCGCGGAGCCAGCGACUGGCUCUCUGAACUUCCUGGCACACAAUCAACUGGCCGGUGGCUCAGUCAAUGAUGUUUCAGUGAAAGACAGCCCUUUGGACAUGGGUUUCAAUUCACCUGCAGUUCAACACAGUCAUCCGGAUUUGGACAUGGGCUUUCAUUCACCUCCGGUUCAACAGGGUUUCAAUUCACCUCCGGUUCAACAUGGUCAUCCAGAUUUGGGCAUGAGCUUUCGUUCACCGGUUCAACAUCAUGAUCCGGACCAGAGGUCUUUAGACAUGGGCUUUCAUUCACCUCAGGCUCAAUAUCAUGAUCCAGACCAGAUGUCAUUAGACAUGGGCUUUUAUUCACCUCCGGUUCAACAUCGUGAUCCGGACCAGAUGUCAUCUGACAUGGGUUUUAAUUCGCCUGUGGUUCAACAUGAUUAUCUGGACCAGAGGCCUUCCGGCGUUGAUCUGGUUGAUAUUCCAGAUCAGUCAAAGACACCUUUGGACAUGGGUUUUGGGACAGAUCCAGCACAUGAUCUUGCCCAUCAUUUGAAUAUUCAACCGGAAGAGACCCCUUUGGAGAUGGCUAGUGAACCGGAACCUAUCGGAUUUGUGAUUCAGCGUGCUGUAGGUGACUUGCGCUUGGCAAUGCACUGGUUGGAGAUGGAAAGGGCUCAUGGUACAAUGUCGCCGGAAGAAGCACUUGUCAGCGAGGAAGUUCUUCAGUCCACUAAUUGGUGCUCCGGGGGCGGUGAUUGGACUUCAGCAUCGCCUUCUUCAUCCCCAUUCUCUUCCUCACCACUUGACUCUGGUUCCACCCUUCCGACUGGUGUAGAGACUCAUGCCUCUCAUGGUGCGAUAUGGCACCUUUCACUAGGAAGUUCACAGCAUGAACUUGUAGUAUCACUCUGUGUGCUACCCACAGCUAUCCCUAUAUGA
Molecule: messenger RNA, 1353 nt
Organism: Suillus fuscotomentosus
Lineage: Eukaryota; Fungi; Basidiomycota; Agaricomycetes; Boletales; Suillaceae
Exons: 6
Coding region: 1-1353 (450 amino acids)
Source: RefSeq, a predicted model, not a curated record